AGCCGGUGUCCCCUUCCAUUGUUCAUUUUCAUCCUUCUGAAUUCUUGAUUCCCACAGAGGAAGCCAUCCUCAGAAGCCAGCCUCUUGGGAGUUUCCUUUUGUUUCCCCAAGAUUAACGAGUUCUGUCCUGUCAGCAGGAGCAGGCAACUAGGGGAGGAGAGGCUGUUCAGGGCUUUCAGCAUUUUUCCAAGGAGUGUUUUUCUCCCUCAAUUCCUCACUGGCAGUGAAGCUGCUUUCUUGUAAGGUCUUCCUCUUCUUCUGAUGAGAUGCUGAUUCUGAUUGCCAUCUAGCAGCUUCCGGUGGUGGUAAGUGGUCAAGAGUGUUUUUCCAGGAGUUGAUCUCAGGUUUUUGAGAAUGCCCCCUAGAGACCCAGUUUGUUUUCUGUAUCAUCCCUCAAGCUUUCAAAGUAGCCUUGCUUUUCUCCUUGGCGUGGUCACGGAAUGGAUACCUGUUUGAUCUUCCUGCACCGCUGAGAAAUCUUCCUUUUGGGGGAGAGGAUUAAGUCUGGGUUGAGAUCUUUACUGUUCCAAAAGUUCAACGAAAGAUGACUUUUUCUUUACUCUGACAACCUUUAGACGUGGAGCGAGUGUCAGUGGUGGUAUUUCGGUAGGCCACUUAUUGAGACCUGGUGAAAGAUCAGGUAUAAUAAUGUUCUGCAGUGAAAAGAAAUUGCGUGAAGUGGAACGGAUAGUGAAAGCCAAUGACCGUGAAUAUAAUGAAAAGUUCCAGUAUGCGGAUAAUCGUAUCCACACAUCGAAAUAUAAUAUUCUCACCUUCUUGCCAAUUAAUUUAUUUGAACAGUUCCAAAGAGUGGCAAAUGCCUAUUUUCUUUGCCUUCUGAUCUUACAGCUAAUUCCAGAAAUUUCCUCCUUGACCUGGUUUACCACCAUUGUGCCUUUGGUCCUGGUGAUAACUAUGACAGCUGUCAAAGAUGCCACAGAUGACUAUUUUCGCCACAAGAGUGAUAAUCAAGUGAAUAAUCGGCAGUCUGAAGUGCUCAUCAACAGCAAACUGCAGAAUGAAAAAUGGAUGAAUGUCAAAGUGGGAGACAUCAUUAAAUUAGAAAAUAACCAAUUUGUUGCUGCUGAUUUACUUCUCCUAUCAAGUAGUGAGCCACAUGGUCUCUGUUAUGUUGAAACUGCUGAGCUUGAUGGGGAAACGAACCUAAAAGUCCGCCAUGCACUAUCAGUUACUUCAGAACUUGGAGCAGAUAUCAGCAGACUUGCAGGGUUUGAUGGGAUUGUUGUCUGUGAGGUGCCUAACAACAAGUUAGAUAAAUUCAUGGGAAUCCUUUCUUGGAAAGACAGCAAGCACUCCCUCAACAAUGAGAAGAUAAUCCUGAGAGGCUGCAUCCUGAGAAAUACCAGCUGGUGUUUUGGAAUGGUUAUUUUUGCAGGUCCUGACACUAAACUAAUGCAGAACAGUGGUAAGACAAAGUUUAAAAGGACAAGCAUUGAUAGAUUGAUGAAUACUCUAGUACUAUGGAUUUUUGGGUUUCUGAUAUGCUUGGGAAUUAUUCUUGCAAUAGGAAAUUCAAUCUGGGAGAGUCAAACUGGGGACCAAUUCAGAACUUUCCUCUUUUGGAAUGAAGGAGAGAAGAGCUCUGUGUUCUCCGGAUUCUUAACAUUCUGGUCAUAUAUUAUUAUUCUCAAUACAGUUGUACCCAUUUCCUUAUAUGUGAGUGUGGAAGUAAUUCGUCUAGGACACAGUUAUUUUAUAAACUGGGACCGGAAGAUGUAUUAUUCUCGAAAAGCAAUACCUGCAGAGGCUCGAACGACCACGCUCAAUGAGGAACUGGGGCAGAUUGAGUACAUUUUCUCCGACAAAACGGGUACCCUCACUGAAAACAUCAUGACCUUUAAAAGAUGUUCCAUUAAUGGGAGAAUCUAUGGUGAAGUACAUGAUGACCUGGAUCAGAAGACAGAAAUAACUCAGGAAAAAGAGCCUGUGGAUUUCUCAGUCAAAUCUCAAGCGGAUAGAGAAUUUCAGUUCUUUGACCACAAUCUGAUGGAAUCCAUUAAAAUGGGUGAUCCCAAAGUUCAUGAAUUCCUUAGGUUACUUGCUCUCUGCCACACUGUAAUGUCAGAAGAGAAUAGCGCAGGAGAGCUGAUUUACCAAGUUCAGUCACCUGAUGAAGGGGCUCUAGUGACUGCCGCUAGAAAUUUUGGGUUCAUUUUUAAAUCCCGGACCCCAGAGACCAUAACAAUAGAAGAAUUGGGAACACUGGCUACUUAUCAAUUACUUGCCUUUUUGGAUUUCAACAACACCAGAAAAAGGAUGUCUGUCAUAGUUCGAAACCCAGAAGGACAGAUAAAGCUUUAUUCCAAAGGAGCAGAUACUAUUCUGUUUGAAAAACUUCAUCCUUCCAAUGAAGUCCUUUUGUCUUUGACGUCAGACCACCUCAGUGAAUUUGCAGGGGAAGGCCUUCGGACCUUGGCCAUCGCAUACAGAGACCUGGAUGACAAGUACUUUAAAGAGUGGCAUAAGAUGCUUGAAGAUGCGAAUGCUGCCACAGAAGAGAGGGAUGAACGAAUAGCUGGGCUAUAUGAAGAAAUUGAAAGAGAUUUGAUGCUACUAGGUGCCACUGCUGUAGAAGAUAAGUUACAGGAGGGUGUUAUUGAAACAGUUACAAGUUUAUCACUAGCCAAUAUUAAGAUCUGGGUCCUAACAGGAGACAAACAAGAAACUGCCAUCAACAUCGGUUAUGCCUGCAACAUGCUGACUGAUGACAUGAAUGAUGUGUUUGUGAUAGCAGGGAAUAAUGCUGUGGAAGUGAGAGAAGAACUCAGGAAAGCAAAACAAAAUUUGUUUGGACAAAACAGAAAUUUUUCCAAUGGCCAUGUAGUUUGUGAAAAAAAGCAGCAGCUGGAGUUGGAUUCUAUUGUAGAAGAAACCCUAACAGGAGAUUAUGCCUUAAUCAUAAAUGGCCACAGUUUGGCUCAUGCCCUAGAAAGUGAUGUCAAGAAUGAUCUCCUAGAACUUGCUUGCAUGUGUAAGACUGUAAUUUGCUGCAGGGUCACUCCACUCCAGAAAGCCCAAGUGGUAGAGCUGGUGAAGAAGUACAGAAAUGCUGUUACUUUGGCCAUUGGUGAUGGGGCCAAUGAUGUCAGCAUGAUUAAAAGUGCUCACAUUGGUAUUGGCAUCAGCGGCCAGGAAGGAUUGCAAGCAGUCUUAGCCAGCGACUAUUCAUUUGCACAGUUUAGAUAUCUCCAAAGGCUUCUCCUUGUUCAUGGAAGGUGGUCUUAUUUCCGAAUGUGCAAAUUCUUAUGCUAUUUCUUCUAUAAGAAUUUUGCAUUUACACUUGUGCAUUUCUGGUUUGGUUUCUUCUGUGGUUUCUCAGCCCAGACUGUUUAUGACCAGUGGUUCAUCACCCUUUUUAACAUUGUUUACACAUCACUGCCUGUUUUAGCCAUGGGGAUUUUUGACCAGGAUGUGAGUGACCAGAACAGCAUGGACUGUCCCCAGCUCUACAAACCGGGACAGCUGAAUCUGCUUUUUAACAAGCGUAAAUUUUUCAUUUGCGUGUUGCAUGGAAUCUACACCUCAUUAGUCCUUUUCUUCAUCCCCUAUGGGGCCUUUUACAACGUGGCUGGAGAAGAUGGGCAACAUAUUGCUGACUACCAGUCCUUUGCAGUUACCAUGGCCACAUCUUUGGUCAUUGUGGUCAGUGUGCAGAUAGCCUUGGAUACCAGUUACUGGACUUUCAUUAAUCACGUCUUCAUCUGGGGGAGCAUUGCCAUUUAUUUCUCCAUUUUAUUUACAAUGCACAGUAAUGGCAUCUUUGGCAUCUUCCCAAACCAGUUUCCAUUUGUUGGUAAUGCACGACAUUCCCUGACCCAGAAGUGCAUCUGGCUUGUAAUUCUCUUAACAACAGUGGCUUCGGUUAUGCCAGUGGUGGCAUUCAGAUUUUUGAAGGUGGAUUUAUACCCAACCCUGAGUGAUCAGAUCCGCCGGUGGCAGAAGGCUCAAAAGAAGGCAAGGCCUCCAAGUAGCCGAAGGCCUCGGACCCGCAGGUCAAGCUCAAGAAGGUCUGGAUAUGCUUUUGCUCACCAAGAAGGCUAUGGAGAGCUUAUCACAUCUGGAAAAAAUAUGCGAGCUAAAAAUCCACCCCCAACAUCAGGGCUGGAAAAGACACAUUAUAAUAGCACUAGCUGGAUUGAAAAUUUAUGUAAGAAAACCACAGACACAGUGAGCAGCUUUAGCCAGGAUAAAACAGUGAAACUGAAGCAUGUCAGCAUCUGCUUCUGGGGAGGCCUCAGGAAGCUUCCAAUCAUGGCAGAGGUGAAGGGGGAGCAGGCACAUCACAUGAUGAAAGCAGGAGUAAGGAAAAGGGAGUGGGGAAGAUGCCACACACUUUGAACAACCAGAUCUCCUGUGAAUUUAUCACCAAGGGGAUGGCCCAAGCCAUUCAUGAGAGAUCCACCUCCAUGAUCCAAACAUCUUCCACCAGGCCCCACCUCCAACAUUGGGGAUCACAUUUCAACAUGAGAUUUUGGCAGGGACAAAUAUCCAAACUGUAUCAGGACUAAGGACCAAGCCCUUCUCUGUCUCUUGGGACUAGGUAAGACCUGAAAUUCUUAUACGCUCCAAGGAGAUGGAAUGGAGAGACUAGAGGUUCAGAGCCAGUCUAAUUUGAUAUGAAAAGGUAAAAAAAUUUGAUACUUCUUACAUCUCAGUUCUGUAGAAGAAACUCAAACCCAUUGUGUAAUUCUUUCACUUGAUAUUUGGUAUAAUAGUCAUGGUCAUCAGCUCAUUCUGAGUAGGAGUGCUAAUGAAGGAUGUGUGUCUGUCAAGUCCAGGCUGCUUCAUACAACUCUUGUGCACUCCACCCUCUAUCCCCCCAUCAUCCUCACCCCCAGUUCUUCCUCCUAUUCCCCACACUGUGGUGUUGUUAAUUCAUCCACCCAUUAGGCUGAAAUGCAGGAUAUCAGGCCCAGGCCCCUAAUUGCUGUUGUAGACUGGAUACACAUUCUUAUCAACUCCCUUUACCAUGGGCUUUUUUCUCUGACCCUCUGGUAAGUGGCCUGGGACCUUCUCUAAAAUAGCAUCAUAAAUCAGCCAGAGCUGGAGUGGUAUCACCACAAAAUGAAGAAGGAGAUGAGUAGAGUACCUUCUACACAUCCUCAGCCUGGGUGGCUCAAAGAGGAACUAUGCUUGUCUAAGUACCAUUGAUGAUUGAGAUAGAAUUGUAAGGUGGGUGAUCUGUCUUGUGUAGCCUCCUUCACUCUAAUCUAAUCUUACCACCUAACAUGCCCUUCCCCAUCUAGGUUACUCUUCUAAGUCUGCCUCAGUUACCUGCUGUAACCCCUUUAAAAGUGUUCCAGGUGAUUCUCCUGCAUUCGCCCAGGAGACUAUGUACAUACUUUCAACUUGAUGCAGGAACUUCCUUCAGAAUAAGCCUGCAGAUGGCAUUCAGUCUCUGCUCAGAUGUUCCCAAUGAUGCGGUGCUCAUGAGCUCAACGAAGCCAGCUCCCUUCGAACAGCUCCAUUGGUGAGGAAUCUCCUUCUUCUUUUGACCUGAGGUCUGUUUCCCCAUCAUUACCCUGCAUUGUUUGCCUCUGCCCUUGCAAAAGAGACUGAAUAAGUAUCUCUCAUGUGACAGCUCCUCAAAUAUUUGAAAAUAGUUGUUCUGUCCUUUCUUUGAGUUAAAUAGCAGCUUUUGUUGAUUGUCUGUAGUCUUUAAAUUAGUCUGUAGUCUAGAUAGUGUGAGUUGGAAUAGUUUCUGACCUCAAAAAUGUUUUGGUCUUCCUUGGGGACCUUGUCUAGAUCUGAGAAGGAGUACCUUGAGGCUGAAAAAAUAUGAAAAAAUAAAAACUGAGGAAAAGGUGGUGGUGGGAGAAUAAUUUCCAAAGAAUGGCAAACUGAUACCCAAAUAGUCAAGGGGAUUUCUCUAACACCACUUCUUAGUAUGGGAUAGUCCCGAAUGUCCUUGGCAUAAAAGAAUUGAUGAGAACAAAAUCCAGCAAGAAACAAAAAAUGUUUUCAUAGUAAAAGAAAGGACUUGAGCAUCAUGGGGAGCUAGGAAAGGGGAAUAUUUGAGAGAAAGUCAUGGGACAUAUUGAGUUGUAGGAAAAAAGUGAAAGAACAUUUAUACUCUGUAUAGUUUGACCACCUAGGAGACGGAGGGGAAGGAGAAGCCAGGGGAAUGGCUGACACUUUAGAAAGUCCAUCGGUUACCUGUGGGACUGUUAGCAAAGAUGCCUUCUCUAAGCGCAUUUACCCACCUGGAAAAUGGGGAUCAUGAGAUGUUCCUUGAAGGAUUGUGAGGAUUACUAAGUGCUGGGUAUUGUGCUAAGCCUCAUAAUAAUUAGCUCAUUCAAUGCAAUCUUCACAGCAACCCAGUGAGGUAGGCACCAUUAUUUUCCCCCAUUUUAAAGUGAAAGAAUCAAACCCCAGAGAGGUUAAGUAACUUUCUCAGAGACGUAUAAUGGAAGAGCUGGGAUUCAAACCCCAGGAGUGGCUUGUGCUCUUAACCCAAUGCUAUCUCUAGUUGACACUUAGGUCAUAGAUUUGGUCUUUUUUUUUUUUUUUUAAUUUUAACUUUUAUUUUAGAUUCAGGGGGUAGAUGUGCAGGUUAUAUAGGUAUAUUGCACAAUGCUGAGGUUUGGGAUAUGAAUGAUCCUGUCAUCCAGGAAGUGAGCAUAGUACCCAAUAGUUUUUCAACACUUGCUCCCUUCCCCUAGUAGUCCCCAGUGUCUAUUCUUGGCCAUUUUUAUAUCCAUGAGUACCCAGUGUCUAGCUCCCACAUAUAAAGGAGAACAUGAGGAAUUUGGUUUUCUGUUCCUGCAUUAAUUUGCUUAGGAUAAUGGCCUCCAUCUGUAUCCAUGUUGCUGCAAAGGACAUGAUUUUCUUCUUUUUUAUGGCUAUGUAAUAUUCCAUGGUGUAUAUGUACCACAUUUUCUUCAUCUAAUCCACCCUUGAUUGGCAUGUAGGUUGAUUCCAUGUCUUUGCUACUGUGCAUAGUGCUGUGAUAAACAUACAAGUGCAUGUAUCUUUUUCGUAGAAUGAUUUGUGUAUAUACCCAAUAAUGGGGUUGCUGAGUUGAAUGAUAAUUCUGUUUUAAGUUAUUUGAGAAACUUCCAAAGUAUGUCCACAGCGGCAGAACUAAUUUAUAUUGCUACCAACAGUGUAUAAGUCUUCCCUUUUCUCCACAGCCCUGCCAGCAUUUGUUUUUUGACUUUUUAAUAAUAGCUGUUCUGACUGGUGUGUGAUGGUAUCUCAUUGUGGUUUUGAUUUGCAUUUCUCUUAUAAAUACUGAUGUUGAGAAUUUUUUCAUGUUUGUUGGUCACUUGUCUGUCUUCUUUUGAGAAGUGUCUGUUCAUGUCUUUUGCCUACUUUUUAAUGAAGUUAUUUGUUUUUUGCUUGUUCUGCUGUUUAAGCUCCUUAUAGAUUCUGGAUAUUAGACCUUUGUCAGAUGCAUAGUUGGCAAAUAUUUUCUUCCAUUCUGUAGGCUGUCUGUUUACUCUGUUGAUAGUUUCUUUUGCUGUGCAGAAGCUCUCUAGUUUAAUUAGGUCACACUUGUCAAUUUUGGUUUUGUUGCAAUUGCUUUUGAGGACCUAGUUGUGAAUUCUUUCCCAAGGCCAAUGUCCAGAAUGGUGUUUUCUAGGUUUUCUUCUAGGAUUCUUAUAGUUUGAGGUUUUACUUUUAAAUCCUUAAUCAAUCUUGAGUUAAUUUUUGUUUAUGGUGAAAGGUAGGGGUCCAGUUUUAUUCUUCUGCAUAUGGCUAGCCAUAUAAACAAAAAUUAAAUCCACCAUAAACAAAAAUUAAAAAUAAAAAUUGACAAGUGGGACCUAAUUAAACUAAAGAGCUUCUGCACAGCAAAAGCUUCUAUCUCAGCACUGUUGAUUGAAUAGGGGGUCCUUUUCCCAUUGCAUAUUUUUGUUGUCUUUGUCAAAGAUCAUAUGGCUACAAGUGUGUAGCUUUAUUUCUGGGUUCUCUAUUCUCUUCCAUUGGUCUAUGUGUCUGUUUCUGUAGCAGAACCAUGCUGUUUUGAUUACUGUAGCCUUGUAGUAUAGUUUGAAGUAACAUAACGUGAUACCUCUGGCUUUGUUCAUGUUGCUCAGGAUUGCUUUGGCUAUCUAGCUUGUUCUUGGGUUCCAUAUGAAUUUUAGAAUAGCGUUUUUCCAGUUCUGUGGAAAUGACAUUUGUACCUUGAUAGAAAUAGUAUUGAAUCUGUAGAUUGCUUUGGGCAGUAUGGCCAUUUUAAUGAAAUUGAUUCUUCCAAUCCAUGAGCAUGGAAUGUUUUUCCAUUUGUUUGUGUUAUCUAUGAUUUCUCUCAGCAGUGUUUGUAGUUUUCCUUGUAGAGAUCUUUCAACUCCUUGGUUAGAUGUAUUCCGUGUAUUCCUAGAUAUUUCAUUUUUGGGGGGCCAUUGUAAAUUGGAUUGUGUUCUUGACUCGAUUCUCAAAGCUUGAACAUUUUUGGUGUAUAGAAAUGCUACUGAUUUUUGUGUGUUGAUUUUGUAUCCUAAAAGUUUAUUGAAGUUGUUUAUCAGUUCCAGGAGCCUUUUGGCUGAGUCUUUAGGACUUUCUGUCUAUGGAAUCAUAUCAUCAGCAAAGAGAGAUCAUUUUACUUCUUCUUUUCCUAUUUGGAUGCCUUUUAUCUCUUUCUCUUGCAUGAUUUCUCUAGCUAAGACUUCUGGAUUCAUUCUUCAUAGUUUCUGGUAGCUUAAUUUUUGGUCACAAAUGUGCACACUUCCUAUUAAGGCUCUUCUUUUUUAUCUGAUUCCCUUAGACAUUCAACACCCUUCAGUAUUUCUUAGCUGUUUCUUUAUUUUCUCAACUUCUAAGCUAUGAGUCAGUUUAAGGAAAAAAAAAGAAUUUUCUUUGAAAGUUACCUUAUCUGCUUUUGUUUCUACAGGAGAAAGUCAGAACCUGACUUGAGCUAACACUAGGCAAGUGUCCAUUUUCCAUGGACCUCUGCUUUGGUGCUUCUUCAGAUACAUAUGCUGGAAUCAAUCACUGUAAAUUCUAAGCAAGUUGCUUUUUGCCUAUAAUAAUUUUAUAAAUUAUUCAGCAUGCAUACUAUACUA
This is a messenger RNA of Pan troglodytes (chimpanzee), 9029 nucleotides long. It is a transcript of the gene ATP8B4, whose product is annotated as ATPase phospholipid transporting 8B4 (putative). Gene Ontology annotation, biological process: phospholipid translocation; Golgi organization. Bases 649 to 4359 code for a protein of 1236 amino acids. Gene Ontology annotation, cellular component: trans-Golgi network; plasma membrane. NCBI's taxonomy places the organism in Eukaryota, Metazoa, Chordata, Mammalia, Primates, Hominidae. The record is from RefSeq and is a predicted model, not a curated record. The transcript has 30 exons. Gene Ontology annotation, molecular function: magnesium ion binding; ATP binding; ATP hydrolysis activity.